GCAGACGCACAAAAAAAUGGCGGCGAAGUCGUGACUCACGUGUUGAGUUCAGUUGUCACGUUUCUAGCUGAAGAGAAAGCUUCCCUAUGAAUUUCCUUUCAUACAAAGAGUGCCCCGAAGAGGGAGAUACAGUCAUUGUGUACCUGAGUUUCGCAAAUAUUUACGCUUUGAAGCUCGUACGCGGCGAAGUUUUCCAGACGAAAUAUGGGGCCCUCAAACACGACGUCGUUAUUGGCAAACAGUACGGUUCCAAAGUUGACUGCUCGCGCGGGUACGUCUACAUUCUGUUUCCAACGCCAGAGUUAUGGACGUUGACGCUACCGCAUCGGACGCAGAUCUUGUACAGUCGUGACAUCAGCUUUGUGACUUUGCAACUGGACCUGAAACCCGGCUCUAUCGUCUGUGAAGCCGGUACUGGCAGUGGAUCAAUGACACAUGCCUUGGCUCGUACAAUAGGUCCCAGUGGCCACGUACACACUUUUGACUUCCACGAACACAGAGCUGAACUUGCACGUCGUGAGUUUGAAGAGCAUGCUAUGACGAAAGUCGUGACCGCGUCGCACAGAGAUGUUUGUGAAGACGGAUUUGGCUUACAAGAUGUUGCAGACGCUGUCUUCCUCGACUUGCCACAUCCUUGGAAAGUCAUUGAAUCUGCUGUGAAAGCCUUCAAGGCCACAUCUGGAGGACGCCUCUGUUCCUUCUCGCCGUGCAUGGAACAAGUGCAGAGGACCUGUCAAGCGCUCCAGUCUCACGGCUUCGUUGACAUCACCACGUACGAGUGCCUGGAGCGGCCGUUCGAAGUGAAACGUGUGGCGCUGCAGGACGCCCUCGGUAAUUCUGCGUCCAAAGUGUCUCGCAAGAAGCGGAAAGCGAAAUCCGACGAGAAUGUCUCUGACGUCGGUGCCGCAACGGAAGCAGACGACACUACGCAGACGACAACUGGCGAAGCAGACGACGGUAGCUUUCUGGCUGCCGUGCCGUCGCUCCAGAUACCGGGACAUACGGGGUACCUGACGUUUGCGACGUUGUUAGCGACUUAGCGCGACGUUAAAGACUAUAUAUCGGAACUACUGGGUAAGAAAGACAACGGAAGUAAGGAGGUCAUAUUUAGACGCCCGUCUUCCAAAUUUAUAUGACAGGUUUCUGGCGCAUGCAGAUAAACUACGUCACGAAGCAUUA
This is a messenger RNA of Ornithodoros turicata, 1179 nucleotides long. It is a transcript of the gene Trmt61, whose product is annotated as tRNA (adenine(58)-N(1))-methyltransferase catalytic subunit TRMT61A-like. The record is from RefSeq and is a predicted model, not a curated record. Lineage: Eukaryota; Metazoa; Arthropoda; Arachnida; Ixodida; Argasidae. Bases 87 to 1040 code for a protein of 317 amino acids. Gene Ontology annotation, molecular function: tRNA (adenine(58)-N1)-methyltransferase activity. The transcript is spliced from 5 exons. Gene Ontology annotation, biological process: tRNA methylation. Gene Ontology annotation, cellular component: nucleus; tRNA (m1A) methyltransferase complex.